AUACCCGUGAAGUGCAAUCUAGGCGAGUAGAGCCUAUGAAUCAAUAGAAACAAAAACACAACAUGAGCAUUCCAACUGUGCUAGUGUUACCAUUUCCAUUUCAAGGACAUGUCAAUCCCAUGACAACCCUAUCACAAAAGUUGGUUGAGCAUGGAUGCAAAGUCGUUUUCGUGAACACAGACUUCAAUCACAAGCGAGUGUUGAGUUCCAUGGUGGAGCAACAAGAUCAUAGCCUUGAUGAAUCACUAAUGAAGUUGGUCUCAAUCUCAGACGGUUUAGGACCUGAUGAUGAUAGAAGCAAUAUAGGCAAGCUAUGUGAUGCUAUGAUAAGCACCAUGCCUUCUACACUUGAAAAGCUCAUAGAGGAUAUUCAUUUGAAAGGUGACAACAGAAUCAGCUUUAUUGUUGCAGAUUUAAAUAUGGGAUGGGCUUUGAAUGUUGGGUGUAAAUUGGGAAUCAAAGGAGCUCUAUUCUGGCCAGCCUCAGCAGCUGUGUUUGGCAUGUUGUACAAUGUUCCAAGGCUUAUUGAUGAUGGGAUCAUAAAUUCUGAUGGAUCCAUAUUAACUUCUAAUAAGACAAUUCGACUAUCACCAAAUAUGCCAGAGAUGGAGACAACAAACUUUUUUUGGCUUAACAUGGCUGACACAAUAAAUAGUACGCAUUUCCUGAAUUAUUUGGUGCAUCAUUGCACCCCAGCUUUAAAUUUGACAGAAUGGUGGCUUUGCAACACUGCAUAUGAACUUGAACCUUUGAUGUUAACCCUUGCUCCGAAACUCCUCCCAAUUGGCCCAUUGUUGAGAAGUUAUGACAACACAAAUCCAACUCUAAGAUCAUUGGGACAAUUUUGGGAAGAAGAUCUCUCUUGCAUGAGUUGGCUUGAUCAACAACCUCAUCGUUCUGUCACUUAUGUUGCAUUUGGUAGUCACACUUAUUUUGACCAAAACCAAUUCAAUGAACUAGCUCUAGGACUAGACCUAACCAAUAAGCCUUUUCUUUGGGUUGUGCGUCAAGACAAUAAGAUGGCAUACCCUAAUGAAUUCCAAGGGCAUAAAGGUAAGAUAGUUGGGUGGGCCCCUCAACAAAUGGUUUUAAGCCACCCUGCCAUAGCAUGCUUUAUUAGUCAUUGUGGUUGGAAUUCAAGCACAGAAUGUUUGUCUAAUGGGGUGCCCUUCUUGUGCUGGCCAUAUUUUGGUGACCAACCUUAUAACAGAAAAUACAUAUGUGAUGAGUUGAAUGUUGGGCUGGGAUUGAACUCGGAUGAAAAUGGGCUUGUGUCACGGGGGGAGAUUAAGAAGAUAUUGGACCAACUACUUAGUGAUGGGAGCAUAAGAUCAAGGUCUCUGAAGUUAAAGGAGAAGGUAACAAGCAGCACAACAGACUGUGGUCAAUCUUUAGAGAACUUCAACAAGUUUGUCAAGUGGCUGAAAGAAUAAAGGUUGACCUUUUGUGCGUGUAUUUUUUUGGAUCAACUACCUAUAAGUAUUGAACAAAUAGUGCAAUGAUUUCCAAAACUGAAGAUUGUCAAAGACUCGAGCAACUUGUCAACAAAGAUUAUUAGGUUUUUCAUUUAAUUUAGUUGAAUGUUGAAAAUAUCAAGAUUUUCUUUCUUUAUUUAC
Glycine soja is the source of this 1616-nucleotide messenger RNA. Its product is annotated as UDP-glycosyltransferase 83A1-like. NCBI's taxonomy places the organism in Eukaryota, Viridiplantae, Streptophyta, Magnoliopsida, Fabales, Fabaceae. The transcript is spliced from 2 exons. The record is from RefSeq and is a predicted model, not a curated record. Bases 63 to 1433 code for a protein of 456 amino acids. Gene Ontology annotation, molecular function: UDP-glycosyltransferase activity.